Molecule: messenger RNA, 2415 nt
Organism: Triticum turgidum subsp. durum (durum wheat)
Lineage: Eukaryota; Viridiplantae; Streptophyta; Magnoliopsida; Poales; Poaceae
Source: the annotation of a GenBank genome assembly
AUGGAUCGCCAAGCUAGUGCGCGAAUCGACCUGGAGUGUAUGCUGUUGGAUGAAACCAAAGAGCCGAGGGCUCUACCGCUGCCACUCCUCGAAGACAUCACAAAGAGUUUCUCCGCUGACCAUGAAAUUGGACGUGGCGGAUUCGCGGUGGUUUAUCAGGGAAUCCUUGACAAUGGCAUGGUCGCUGUGAAGAAGCUGUCCAACACGUAUUUGUAUGAGAAUAAAUUCCAGACGGAGAUUCAAUGUCUGAUGAAGGUGAAGCACAGAAAUGUUGUACGAUUUUUAGGAUAUUGCUGCGACACACAAGGUCAAGUAGCCACGCAUGAAGGAAAUUUUGUCAUGGCUGACAUACAAGAAAGAUUACUCUGCUUUGAGUUUCUACCCAAGGGGGAUCUUUCCAACUAUAUCUCCGGUAGGGCCACAAUUUUUUUCCUUGCUAAAGAUUAUUUGGUUCAUGAACAUUCAUACACAGUUUUACAUUCCAUGUCAUGUACUAACUACAGUUUGAAUAUCAAGGACUUCAUUCCAGAUACUAAACCACCUUUCUUGUGUCCAAUUUAUGUAGAUGCGUCCAGUGGACUUGAAUGGAGAGACCGCUACAAAAUAAUAAAAGGAAUCUGCCAAGGAUUGGAUUACCUUCACAGAAAUGAUAUUGUUCACCUUGAUCUUAAGCCGGCAAAUAUCCUCAUGGAUGCUAAAAUGGUGCCGAAAAUUGGUGACUUUGGCCUAUCGAGGUGCUUUCAGGAAGAGCAAACCCGCACUAUUGCUACAACAUUUGCUGGAAGCCUUGGAUAUCUAGCACCAGAAUUCGGCGACCGCAUAAUUACACAUAAAUAUGACUUGUACAGUCUUGGAGUAAUAAUCACAGAGAUACUGACCGGACGAAAAGGUUAUAGUGAUGUUGAUGAAGUACUUGAAAGUUGGAGCAAUAGGUUGGAGAAAUCACAGAGACAACAAGUAAGAGUAUGCACCGAGAUAGCAUUACAGUGCACUGAACGCAGUCCUAAGAGAAGGCCAACUAGUACGCAAUAUGUAGUUGAUAGGCUUACUGAAACAGAAAGCACGGGAACAAUGGAUCUACUUGACGUCUACCUUGUCGAGCUUCACUUCCCUGUCGAACCCGACACAGAUGAACAUGCAGUAUUCAGGCUUAUGAAGAAGAGCACCAAGCCUUGGCGUUGCUUCGCAAGUCUCCCAGUAUAUGGAAUUGUACCUCCCAAGUCCACUACUUACACUCUCGUUGUUACAGCACAACAACAAGAGACGCUACCAGAAGAAACGGAGUGCGAUCUGAUCCUGCAGAGUAGUCUAUCAGGGGAUAAAAGCAUCCCUACUUUGAGGGACCAAUCUAAGUAUGACAAGUUUUUCGACGAAGCUAAAGAGUCAGGGAAUGCAGUGUGUGAGGUGAUGCUGAAAACUGUUUUUGCUUCGCAAGGACCGACAACAUCAGAGCCGACAAUCUCAAGAAGACUAAAGGAUCAAUGGAUCAUAUCCCUGAAGAAUACUCAUGGCAUGCUGUGCUCCCUUGAUGCACAGACCACCGAGCCAUGUUCACACACAUUAUUUUUGGCGAUUACUGAAGUUUAUUGUCAUCGAAGAAGGGUGAUGUUUUUCCUUUUGGUGAUACCGGAUGUUCAUUCUGUUAAGGUUAUCUCAAGAAAGAAAUGGUUUGUGGCUGGGACAUCUGAUGGUGUGAUCCAUGUGUACAAUUACGACAACAAAAUACAAAAACUCAGGAGUUUCAGAGCCGCCAGUGAUUGCUUCAUCACAUCAAUGGCCGUCCAUCCAACCCAUCCAUAUGUAUUGUCAUCGGCUCAUCGUGAUAUGAAGCUCUGGGACUGGGACAACGGCUGGGACUGCACACAAUCAUUCGUGCAGGAACAUUCCGAUACUAUACAGCAAGUCGCAUUUAACCCAGUGGACUCCAAUAUCUUUGCAAGUGCUUCAGAUGAUCACACAGUAAAGGUUUGGAGCAUCGAUUCUCCUGAAUCAAAAUAUACUUUGUCUGGGCAUCAGGACAAAGUGAACUGUCUCAAUUUCUUCACAUGUAAUGAUCGACAAUAUUUGAUUACUGGCUCUGAUGACCACACAGCUAAGAUAUGGGACAUGGAGGAAAAGGCUUGUGUUCAUACGAUACAAGCUUUCGUGUCUCCAGUAAUUUCUGUCAUGGCCUUUCCCGAUAGCUCAUAUCUAAUUACAGGUUCAAGAGAUGGCUCUGUUCAUUUCUGGAGCUCCAGUGAAUUCAGGCUGGAGAGAAUCGUUAACUUUGGCUCUGGUGGAGCUAUUUGGGGUCUCGGAUGUUUCAUGGGGUCAAGAAGGAUUGUAAUCGGACAAGAGUACACAGUGUCAAUCAUGGCCAUCGACAAUGAAGAUGAACCAUUUGCUAGUGAGGACAGCAAUGAAAACCCCAUAUGA